AUGGAUGACAAGAAGGAGAAUCAAGAGAAAGUGCCUGACUCAGGCACACCUUCUGUGCAGAGUGAUGAGUUCCACUGGGAAAAUUACUUGAAAGAGACUGGAUCUUUGGGUGCUCCUUCAGAGUGCUUCAGACAGUCUAAGGUUCCACCAGCUAAUGAAUUCAAAGUUGGCAUGAAAUUGGAAGCCCAUGACCCUCGCAAUAUGACUUCAAUAUGUGUAGCCACGGUCGUCGGAAUUACUGGUGCCAGGCUACGUUUAAGACUGGACGGUAGUGACAACAGAAAUGAUUUUUGGAGGCUUGUUGAUUCUCCAGACAUACAGCCUAUUGGGACAUGUGAAAAGGAAGGGGACUUACUUCAGCCUCCACUGGGAUACCAGAUGAAUGCGUCAUCUUGGCCAAUGUUCCUCUUAAGAACCCUGAAUGGAUCUGAAAUGGCACCUGCAACAUUGUUUAAGAAGGAACCACCAAAGCCACCUCUAAAUAAUUUCAAAGUGGGAAUGAAGCUUGAGGCCAUAGAUAAAAAGAACCCUUAUAUGAUCUGCCCUGCAACGAUUGGAGAUGUCAAAGGAGAUGAAAUUUACAUCACAUUUGAUGGCUGGAGUGGAGCUUUUGAUUAUUGGUGCAAGUACGAUUGUCGAGAUAUUUUCCCAGUUGGGUGGUGUCGCCUGACAGGAGAUGUAUUACAACCACCAGGAACUCAAGUGCCCAUUACAAAGAGUAUAGCAAAAACACAGUCUUCUCUUCCCAAAGCGGCCCCACAUUCAAUGCCGUCUCCACAGAAAACUGCUAUAAUAUUACCAACGCAGCAGAUCAGGAAAUCAAGUCGGAUUAAACCACCUCUCCAUACUUCAGCCCCCAAGAAGGGAAAUUCUGCUAAAAAUACCACACCAAGGAAAAAAGCCCCAAAAAAGGAAAAAUAUUUUCCUGUUUUGUGUUCUACAUCUUCAGCUUCUAUAAAUUCCCUGAUCAGAGAUCGUCGUGCUUAUAAUAGGGAUGCCACUCCUGGAACAUCUAAAAUAGUGAUGUCUACAGUCUGUGUCUAUGUAAACAAACAUGGAAACUCUGGUCCUCACCUGGAUCAGAAGAAAAUCCAGCAACUGCCUGACCACUUUGGUCCAGGCCCAGUGAAUGUGGUGCUCCGGAGGACUGUGCAGGCCUGUGUGGAUUGUGCCUUUCAAAGCAAGACUGUUUUUGGAUUUCUUAAGCCAGAUCAUCGUGGAGGAGAAGUGAUAACUGCCUCCUUUGAUGGGGAGACUCAUUCUGUCCAGCUCCCUCCAGUGAAUAGUGCAUCAUUUGCCCUUCGCUUUCUUGAGACCUUGUGCCACAGCCUGCAGUGUGAUAACCUUUUGAGUAGCCAGCCCUUUAGCUCUUACAGAGGUAAUACUCAGAGUCCUACAGAGCUUGAUAAAAGUGUACCAGUAAAAGAAGACAUAACAGAAAAGAAAAGCCCCAAACGGCCUUCUCAGGAACCUUUACCUUAUGUUGUUCCUGUGUCACCUAAGUUCCCCAAAACAAAGGUGCAUGCUUCUACAGAAGAAUCAUUGUCUUCUGAAGGAAAUGGCAUGCCCAAGGAGGAGAAGCUUCCUGAAGAUUCCAAAAGCCCACCACUAAGUCCAGCAAGUUCUGUAACUCCUGACAGCAGAAAUCCUGUAAGCGCUCAUACUGCAGUCUCCAGGGAUUUUUCUCCAAGUGUGCCAGGCCCCUCAAGUUCAGCACUGGUGGGAACUAAAUCUACCAAGAGCAGUCAACAUGAAGUUAAAUUCCAAACGCAGAAGAAAAGUGAAGCUCCAAGUUAUAUAGCUGUACCUGAUCCCAGUGUCCUGAAACAAGGCUUCUCUAAGGACCCUUCAACCUGGUCUGUGGAUGAAGUGAUACAGUUUAUGAAACAUAAAGAUCCUCAAAUAUCAGGCCCCCUCGCCGACCUCUUCAGGCAACAUGAAAUUGAUGGGAAGGCUCUGCUACUCCUCAAGAGUGAGGUGAUGAUGAAGUACAUGGGGCUGAAGCUGGGCCCGGCAUUAAAGUUGUGUUACUACAUUGAAAAACUUAAAGAAGGAAAAUACAACUAA
Molecule: messenger RNA, 2067 nt
Organism: Puma concolor (puma)
Lineage: Eukaryota; Metazoa; Chordata; Mammalia; Carnivora; Felidae
Source: RefSeq, a predicted model, not a curated record